Messenger RNA from Microthlaspi erraticum, 618 nucleotides. The record is from the annotation of a GenBank genome assembly. Lineage: Eukaryota; Viridiplantae; Streptophyta; Magnoliopsida; Brassicales; Brassicaceae.
AUGGCUUCUUCUUAUACUCUCUUCAUCACUCUCUUAAUCAUCACCUUGUCUCCAACCUUUCUCCAAGUGGUUCUCGCUCAAAUGAUCCCAGGCACCACCACAGCUACAUGUUCCUCCAUGCUUCUUUCCUUGGCUCCAUGUGGUCCAUUCGUGCAAGGCUUCGUCCAGCUCCCUGCUCAGCCUUGUUGUGACGGCUUAAACCAGAUCUAUAGCCAACAACCAACCUGUCUCUGUCAAUUCCUCAACAACACUUCCGCUUUAUCCCCUGCUUUCCCAAUCAAUCAAACUCUUGCUCUUCAAUUGCCUCCUCUUUGCAACAUUCCCGCCAAUUCCUCCUCUUGCUCCUCCUCAUCCUCCUCCUCCUCUCCUGGAGUGGCGCCUAGUGUUUCCUCCUCAGUGGCUCCACCACCUUCUAGCUCAAAUGGUUCUCAGGUUUCACAAGGUUCAAAGAACAAGUCUAGUGUCGCUGCAACCCCCGUGGCUCAAGUUGCAUCAAGACCCACCAGUUUCAUGGGGCUAGGUUAUCCUCUGAGAUCAUCUGGUUCCAAGUCUGAGAUUCAGCUAACAAUCCUCGCAGUCGCAGCAGCUAUCUUACCUGGAUCUCUCCUACUCAUCUAA